UUUUGGCCAAUGACAAUUGAGGUUUAACAGCUGCUUACUUCAUUCAUCCUUAGAGCCUUGGGAUUAUUGGAGGAUCCAACCUCGGACCAUCACAUGCCUCUGUCUCAGCUCCGAUCGCUUUCAAUCGUCACCAAUGACGGAGUUUCGAGCUAUCCCAGCUGUUCCGUCUCUUCUCCUCCGCCUCAAUUGCCCUUCAAAGACAUGCCGGUAACAUCUAACUUCACACUAGAUAUCCGAACAACUUUAUCAUUUCUUUCUUCGUCCCGCUUGUUCUAAAAUAGGUCUAACAAGUCCUUAACAAGUUAUUCGCUGUCAAUGGCAUUCGCGGUAAAUUGUUAUUUACAGGCGAGUCCUAUUUGAUGUCAUGCCGCCAUGGCGGUCCAAUCCACCCUUCGUCAUUCGGCAUCCGAAGACAUCCUCGUCGCUUUUCUCGACAAAUAUACAGCCCUAAUUCGAGAUCGAUUACGAAAGACAUCGAAACGUACCAAACUCCUCGCAACCCUCGCUCUCGCCGCAUCCAUAAUACUCGGCGCAGAAGGCGGCCGGAGAUGGUGGAAGCGGAGGAUGCAAGAAAAAGAACAAGGUCGGAAGCUUGUGCGCACGAAUUCUUGGCUAUUCAACAAAGAUGGAUCGCGAACCGUCUACGUCCCAUACAAAGAUGGGACAUCCAAGGUGGUUAUUCACAGGACGAAACCUUUAACCUUCGAAGCGCAUCGUCGACUCUUCCUUAACCCACCUAAAGUCUCGGGGCUUGGCGACGGCACUGUGCCCUCGGCGCAAACUAAACCAGGCCUGAAUCUUGCCUUCUUACAUCAGUUCCUAAGCUUGAUGAGCAUCAUGAUACCCAGAUGGACCAGUAAAGAAGCGGGAUUGUUAGUCAGCCACAGCGCGUUUUUGAUGCUUCGCACCUAUCUUUCGCUAGUAGUUGCGCGUCUAGACGGCGAGAUUGUUCGAGAUUUAGUCGCAGGUAAUGGAAGGUUAUUUCUCUGGGGUAUAGUUAAGUGGUGCGGACUUGGUGGUUUCGCCUCUUAUACGAACUCGAUGAUUAAAUUUCUAGAGUCCAAGGUGUCGAUUGCCUUCAGGACUCGGUUGACGAGAUAUAUCCAUGAUUUGUACCUCAACGACAACCUCAACUACUAUAAACUGUCGAACUUAGAUGGUGGGGUUGGACAAGGAGCAGACCAAUUCAUCACUCAGGAUCUGACUCUCUUCUGCGCCUCUGCCGCCAAUCUAUAUUCCUCUCUAGGAAAGCCGUUUGUCGAUCUUUGCGUGUUCAAUUACCAAUUGUAUCGCUCUUUAGGUCCCCUCGCAUUAACUGGGCUGAUGAGCAACUACUUCCUCACGGCGAGUAUUUUGCGAAGGAUGUCUCCACCUUUCGGCAAAUUGAAGGCAGUCGAGGGGCGCAAAGAGGGGGAUUUCAGAAGUCUUCAUGCCCGCUUAAUCGCAAACGCUGAGGAGGUUGCUUUCUACGGCGGUGCUGAAAUGGAAAAGACAUUUUUGAACAAGGAAUUCAAAUCCCUGAAGAGCUGGAUGGAAGGAAUCUACUUGCUCAAAAUUCGGUACAAUAUCCUUGAAGAUUUCAUCUUGAAGUAUAGUUGGAGUGCUUAUGGUUACCUCUUGUCAUCUUUACCGGUCUUCCUCCCAGCGUGGGGUGGUCUCGGUGGUGCAAUGGAGAUGGUUGAGAGCGCCGAGAGAGGUGGCCGGGAACGCAACCGUAUGAAGGACUUCAUCACCAAUAAACGACUCAUGCUUUCUCUGGCAGAUGCUGGUGGACGCAUGAUGUAUUCGAUCAAGGAUCUGUCCGAACUGGCGGGAUACACUAGUCGUGUUUACACACUUAUCUCGACGCUGCAUCGCGUUCACGCCAACUCCUAUUUCCCGCGACCCAGCGGCAAUGAACUCUACUCGCUCUCCGACGUUCAGGGAACUAUCCAGAAAGGGUUUGAUGGUGUGCGCUUCGAGCACGUGCCUAUCGUUGCGCCCGGACUAUGGCCUCAGGGCGGCGAGGAGUUAUUAGAUUCGUUGUCUAUGAUCGUCCGCCGAGGGGAGCAUUUGUUAAUUUCCGGACCUAACGGUGUUGGAAAGAGCGCGAUCGCAAGAGUGCUUGCUGGUCUUUGGCCAGUCUACCGUGGCUUAGUGAGUCGACCCAAGUCUAUCGGCCAGGAUGGGAUCAUGUUCUUGCCUCAAAGGCCAUACCUAAGCGUCGGCACGCUGCGUGACCAAGUUAUCUACCCAGAUGGCGAGGUGGACAUGCGUCUCAAGCGCAAGAACGAGGAUGAGCUGAAGCGAGUGCUUGACGCAGCCAAACUCGGUUACCUACCUGACCGGGAAGGCGGAUGGGAUACUCGAAAGGAGUGGAAAGAUGUGUUGAGCGGCGGUGAAAAGCAGAGGGUUGGUAUCGCACGCUUGUUAUACCACGAACCCCAAUAUGCCGUCAUCGACGAGGGCACAAGCGCCGUCUCAAGUGAUGUUGAGGGCCUCUUGUACGAGACGUGCAAAGAGAGGGGCAUCACCUUAAUCACCAUAUCGACGCGCGCUUCCCUAAAGAAAUACCAUACCUUCAAUCUCAGCCUCGGAGGAGGCGACAAUGGAGACGAAUGGGCGUUCGAUCGCAUAGGGACCGAAAGGGAGAAGAUGCAAGUAGAGAAGGAGCUGCAGGAACUCCACGAACGCCUGGCCCAGGUCGAGCAGUGGAAACAGCGCCGCGAAGAGAUCGAAAAGGAGUUAGCUCAAGUUUGGGUUGAAGGUGACGCUACCUUAGACCCGCCUGCUUAUGUGGACGCUGUUGAAACUCAGGGGUGAAAGUCAACAGUGGUCUGUUAGGGGUGUGGUUUGAGUGUACGAUUGCUUGCCGUGUACGAGUAUUAUGUAGACAAGGCAAUCCUAGGAUAUUGAAUGGUAUCAUAAUUAUGAUCAGUGGUAUUAGGCAGUCCGGAUCAUGUAAAUGGGUAGUCCAUCUAAGUCAAGCACCAAGAGCAAGAUUUUUCUUAUGGACACCUCUCGGUUUCAUACAGAUGAGAGUUUCUCAGACAUUUGACUAAUAAAGAAGCCAACGCAUGAUAACUCAGGGAUGGAUUUGUCCAGGAAUGAAACACUAGCAGGUCAUAUCUAUCUUCAUUGAAUCAAGUAGCAACUGGACCUCAUCUCAAGUUGAACUUGGUCUUACCUAGCCACGUCAUACCUACUUACUAAUCAUUAUUAACAAUUUCAUAACACGACCUUUUCCUAUAAAUACAUA
Annulohypoxylon truncatum is the source of this 3238-nucleotide messenger RNA. Its product is annotated as ABC transporter transmembrane region 2-domain-containing protein. The transcript is spliced from 3 exons. Gene Ontology annotation, cellular component: peroxisomal membrane. The record is from RefSeq and is a predicted model, not a curated record. Gene Ontology annotation, biological process: long-chain fatty acid import into peroxisome; fatty acid beta-oxidation; very long-chain fatty acid catabolic process. The coding region runs from base 373 to 2802 and encodes 809 amino acids. NCBI's taxonomy places the organism in Eukaryota, Fungi, Ascomycota, Sordariomycetes, Xylariales, Hypoxylaceae. Gene Ontology annotation, molecular function: ATP binding; ABC-type transporter activity; long-chain fatty acid transmembrane transporter activity.